Ectocarpus siliculosus is the source of this 1584-nucleotide messenger RNA. Lineage: Eukaryota; Phaeophyceae; Ectocarpales; Ectocarpaceae. The record is from the annotation of a GenBank genome assembly.
AUGACGCGGCGGUGGCGAGAGAAGAACAUACACAGAUGGAGGAGGAGGGGGGGGGGGGCGUUCCCAGGUUUUUUGCUAGGUAGUUGGUACCUACCUAGACUUUUAGAUUUUUUUUUUAGGUGGGGGUCUGCUGUUCAUACACGUCGUGUCCCGUGCCAGCGAGUUUUUUUUUUUACCACGCAACGCGGUGCAGCGUGCCACGAGUUGCCUGCCGUGCAGGGGGGAUCAUGUCCCUGUCCAACCCCCUAUCCCCAUGGGUUGUUGAAGGACCUUGGCAAACUCUCGGAGUUGAAACAACGAGGACUGAUUCUUGACCGUCACUUCGAGACGAUAAAGGCACAUGUGAAGGCGGGCAACUCCGUUGCGAAGGAGCGAUGGGACGCAAUCGAGAACGCAUGGGGGCUGAAGCAGACGGGUGUAUUCAACGAAGAAGAGUGGAUCACGCAGAUUGAUGGAGAGGCCCAGGGUAUUUCCACCAGCACCCGUCCGUCGUUUUUAACGCCACAAGAUGCGGGCGGCGCGCGAGGUGCACCGUCUUCGCACCCACCGCCUGCUACUGCUGCGGCUGCCGGGAAGAGAAAGGUCGCAGAUCGGGGGAAGCAAGCCAGGAAUCGAGCUGCCCAAGGUGUUCUAGGUGGGAACAUCAUCAACGCGUUCGCUCGUGGCAGCGGAAAACCGAUUGAGCGGACUCGCGGUGGUGUCACAGAGCAUGUGUCGGGCAUCAACUUCCCACCUCCGGCCCCAGAGCGGCGCCUACCGUGCACUCACUGUCCCAUGACCUUCGUGAACGAGCAAGGACUUGGGAUCCACGUGAAAACACAGCACAGCAAUGCAAACAUGUCCAACGGCUUGCGGCUGCAGCGGAUGCUGGGGAAGACUCCCAAAGGGCAUGUUCAGCCGUGGGAAGAAGCCGGGCCUGGACGUUGUUGGCACGUGAAGGUCGAUGGUGGCGAUGAUCGAGUCACCUUGGAGGGUUUGGACCAGCCGUACACCUUCGCAAACGAUGAAGACUCCAGCGAGAACGAAGGAGGUUCGGAGGACGGCAGCGAUGGGCCCGAGGGGAAGGAGGAGGAGGGCGCCGGAAGGCGCGAGCCGGUCGUCGGGGAUGAGCGCAACGGUGCCAACAGCGGGGAGGGCAUGGAGGGCGCUGGAUACAGCGAUGAAGACGACGACAACAUGUCUCAAUCCCAGACCGACGAGCUAGCUCUUUUGGACGAGGACGACAGCAUGGACCCAGACGACCCGGAGGACGAGACGCAGGGAAUGGAGAUCCCGGCGGGCUUUCGCCUUCAAGAAUUUACCCCCGCUGCUCUUGACAGAUUGCUUUUGCAACGUGGAGUGCUUGUUCGGCUGGGCAUGGGGUGGUUCGGUGGGUUGAUCAUUCAGCAAUCUCCGCAGCGCCACCUGUACGACUACUGUGUGCAGCUGGAAGUAGACCACAGUACGCGCAAGAUGAAGCUGCCCUUAGACAAGUACAGCGGAGAUCCGGACGCGGCGGUAGGCUCAUGGGUUUUGCUUGAGAGCGUCAGUAGGGCGGGAAGGGUACGCACCCCCAACGUCACUCUUGUGGACCAAGACGGUUGA